Molecule: messenger RNA, 2587 nt
Organism: Onthophagus taurus
Lineage: Eukaryota; Metazoa; Arthropoda; Insecta; Coleoptera; Scarabaeidae
Gene: DNAlig1
Product: DNA ligase 1
Biological process (GO): Okazaki fragment processing involved in mitotic DNA replication; DNA recombination; DNA biosynthetic process
Cellular component (GO): nucleus; mitochondrion
Molecular function (GO): DNA binding; ATP binding; DNA ligase (ATP) activity
Source: RefSeq, a predicted model, not a curated record
GGGUACAAAUAACCUAAAUUAACCUAAAUGUCAAAAUGAGGUUCAAAGCGUAUUUUCCCGCUUUCUGAGCGUUACUACUUAAGAAAAUGCAGAAAAGCAUUACAUCUUUCUUUGCAAAGGCUCCAAAAACGGAUGAUUCGCCGACCGGAAAGAACGGUAUUGGGACCCCCACGAAUAAACGAAAAAAAGAAUCCCCCAACAGCGAUGACAGUGGAAGAAAGAAGAAAAAGAAAGAAGUUUCAAGUAUUAAACAAGAAAAAUCACCUAGAGGUGAAUCAUUAGUUACAAAAUUAUUAAAUAAAUCAGCUUCAAAUGAUGAUUCCCCAAAGAAAAGUUUGCUACAAAAAGAAACUAAAAGAAAUAAAGUUAAUAGGAUAAUUGAUUCUGAAUCGAGUGAGGAUGAAAUUUUGGUUAAAAAGGAAGUUAUUGAUAAAGAAGAUAGCAUUGAAUUAAAAACUGAGGAAAUAAAAAGGGAAGAAUUAGAAAUAAUAAAUGUUGAAGAGAAGACAGAAAAAAAAGUUCAUCCUUUUUUUGCUCCAAAUAAAAAUGAAUCUAAACAAGAUGAUUCAAACAUUUAUAAUCCAAUGAUGAGGAAAUAUCAUCCAAUAGAUAAUGCAAUUUGGAAACAAAAUGAGAAAGUUCCAUAUAUGGCGUUGGCAAGAACUUUUGAAGAAAUUGAAAACGUUUCAGCUCGUUUAAAAAUGAUUGAAAUCCUUUCAAAUUAUUUUCGUUCGGUGAUUGUUUUAACACCAGACGAUUUUUUACCCAGCGUUUAUUUGUGUUUAAAUAAAUUAGGCCCAGCUUAUGAAGGACUUGAAUUGGGCGUCGCCGAAACUAGCCUUAUGAAAGCUAUUGCGCAAUCAACAGGGCGAAGUAUGGCUCAAAUAAAAACAGAUGCACAAAACACUGGCGAUUUAGGUUUGGUUGCUGAGCAAUCUCGUAAUAAUCAAAGAAUGAUUUUUAAACCCGCUCCUUUAACUGUGAGGGGUGUUUUUGAGAAAUUGAAAGAAAUUGCUAAAAUGACUGGACAUGCUAGUCAGGCGAAAAAAGUUGAAAAAAUCCAAACGAUGUUUGUUGCCUGUAAAAAUUCAGAGGCGCGAUUUUUAAUUAGAUCUUUAGCUGGGAAAUUAAGGAUUGGUUUAGCAGAACAAUCGGUGUUACAAGCAAUUGCUUUAGCUUGCGCUACGACCCCACCGAAUCAAGAUUAUCCACCAGAAAUAAUAAACGCAUCCAUAGGAAAAUCAGCGGAAAGUUUUAAGGAGGUUUAUGACGAAUUAGCUCUAAUAUUGAAAACAACUUAUUGCGAAUGUCCAAACUACGACAAGAUAAUUUCAGUUUUAUUAAAAGAAGGAAUCAAAAAACUUCCAGAACAUUGCAAAUUAACCCCAGGAAUUCCACUUAAACCUAUGCUAGCGCACCCAACUAAAGGAGUACAAGAAGUUUUGCAACGUUUCGAUGGAUUUAAAUUUACUUGUGAAUGGAAAUACGAUGGAGAAAGAGCCCAGAUUCACAUCUCAAAAGAAGGCGUUGUAAACAUUUACAGUAGAAAUCAAGAAAACAACACCACAAAAUAUCCCGAUAUCAUCUCGAGAUUACCCAAUUGCAAAUCGGAACUUGUCGAAUCUUGCAUUUUAGAUUGCGAGGCGGUCGCUUACGACACGGAGAAAAAGCAAAUCUUACCCUUUCAAAUAUUAAGCACGCGCAAACGAAAGGACGCGAACGAAUCGGAAAUAAAAGUCCAAGUUUGCGUUUUUAUGUUCGAUUUGUUGUAUUUUAACGGCGAACCUUUGGUGAAAAAACCGUUUCAACAUCGUCGCGAGUUACUUAAAAAACAUUUUAAAGAAGUCGAAGGUCAAUGGCAUUUCGCGACAUCCCUCGAUACUAAAACGAUGGAGGAAGUGGAAGAAUUUUUGGAUGAAAGCGUUAAAGGGAAUUGCGAGGGAUUGAUGGUGAAAACGCUCGAAGAUGAGGCUACUUAUGAGAUUGCGAAAAGAUCGAGGAAUUGGUUGAAAUUAAAAAAGGAUUAUUUAGAAGGGGUUGGUGAUACUUUGGAUGUUGUUGUUAUUGGGGGUUAUUUAGGGAAAGGAAAACGUACCGGGACUUACGGCGGAUUCCUUUUGGCUUGUUAUGAUCAAGAUAAUGAGGAAUAUCAAAGUAUUUGUAAAAUUGGAACUGGAUUUAGUGAUGAAGAUCUUCAAAAACACACCGAGUUUUUUAAAAACAACAUUACAAGUCAACCUAAAUCUUAUUAUAGAUAUGAUCAGUCUCACUUACCUGAUCAUUGGUUUGAACCGGUUCAAGUUUGGGAAAUUAAAUGUGCCGAUUUAUCACUUUCACCGGUUCAUAGAGCAGCCUUAGGAAUUAUCGAUCCAGAAAAGGGAAUUUCUUUACGUUUCCCACGAUUUAUACGAAUAAGAGAUGAUAAACAAGUCGAAGACGCAACAUCCGCCCAACAAGUAGCCGAUAUGUACUCAAAUCAAGACCAAAUUAAAAAUCAACAAGGAAGUGGAAAAAUUGCGGAGGAAGAUUUUUAUUAACCCAUAAUUUAAAUUGUGAAAUUUUUUAAAUACAAUUAUUUGUAAUCUUU